Molecule: messenger RNA, 3742 nt
Organism: Camellia sinensis
Lineage: Eukaryota; Viridiplantae; Streptophyta; Magnoliopsida; Ericales; Theaceae
Product: lipoyl synthase, mitochondrial
Biological process (GO): lipoate biosynthetic process
Cellular component (GO): mitochondrion
Molecular function (GO): 4 iron, 4 sulfur cluster binding; lipoate synthase activity
Source: RefSeq, a predicted model, not a curated record
GACAGAAUGCAUCUCUCAAAACCAACGGCCUUCACUCCCACCACCCCUCUGUUCUCUCCCGCUCCAUCGAACAUCCCAAGACUCAGUACCCCCAAAGCCUCGAUGACCUCCGCCACCGCCUCGCCUCCUUCGUCCGCCUCCAAACCAUCGACGAUUACUCCGUCGAGGUCGGCACCAAGAAGAAACCCCUCCCCAAGCCCAAAUGGAUGAGAGAAUCGAUCCCCGGCGGAGACAAGUACACUCAGAUCAAGAAGAAGUCGAAGAAAUUGAAGCUUCACACCGUCUGGGAAGAGGCCCGGUGCCCUAAUUUGGGCGAAUGUUGGUCUGGUGGGGAAACCGGGACGGCCACUGCCACGAUUAUGAUUCUUGGAGAUACUUGUACCAGAGGUUGCAGUUAUUGUAGUGAUGUGUGGCUUCAUGAGGAUCCAAGCCCAGUUCCCCCAUAUAGGGAUGAGGAGGUCUGCCUUGAGAGAAAAAAGUGCUUGAAAAGGUUCUUUGAUGAUCCAAUGGAGCACACUAGAGCAAAUUUGGAGUAUGCCAAGUUCUCAACCAAAGAGGGGCCAUUUGCUGACAUUGAUUCUAUUGGAGAUAGAUGUGAUAUGGAUCCUCAUAGUUGGUGGGUUGUUCAUGGUGCAUCUGCACUCACUCUUCAAUCUUUGGCUUAAGGCUACUUGUGCAACCUUCUUUUUCGUCAUGUGCUGAGAGGAAUUGGAGUAUAUACUCUUUUAUCCAUUCAAUGAGAAGAAACAAAAUGACACCCCAACGUGUAGAAGACUUGCUUUUUGUUCAUAGCAACCUCCGUCUUUUAUCAAGGAGAAUCCCACAAUACCUUGAAGGAGAGACCAAGUUAUGGGAUAUUGUGGGCAACACAUUUGAUUCAUUUGAUGAUGUUGGGAUGCUUGAGGUUGCAAAUCUCUCACUUGAUGAACCUGAGAAGGAGGUUGUGUUGUUUACAGAUGAUGGAGGUGCAAACGAAGAAAUAGAUGGUGAUGCUAAUGAUGAUGAAGACGUGCAAGAAAUUAGAUCUACUUGAAGCUUUGGAAGGCCAACUCUUUUUUUUUUUUUUUCUUACUUCUUUUGCCCUCUUAUUUAGUGCUUUUGUGAAAGAUAUUUUUGGAUGUUGAAUGUUUUCCCUUUCUCGUAUUAGUUCUUUCGUUCAUUAUAACUUUUUUGUGAAUGGAUGAUUUAUUAAUUUGUUUAAAUGUAGUGGUUAUAUUUAUUGAAUUAAUGUUGCUAUGUUAGUGUUUGUUAAUUUUGAUUUAGGAUGAAUGUAAUAUGAAUGUACAUAGCACAUAAAAAUAUGUUUUCAAAAAAAAUAAAAAUUGCCAUGUCCCCUGCCGUGUUUGUGUCCUCAUUUUUUGGAAAUUGCCGUGUCCCGUGUCCGUGUCCAUGUCUGUGUCUGUGUCUGUGUUUGUGUCUGCGCUUCAUAGCCUAAGGUAGUGAGUGCUAGAAUAUGGACUGGCUAGGUGAAUGGCCCCACUCACUUGCUCAUUUCUCUCUUUCUCUGGCCCAUUUUGUCUUUAAAUAUUAAAGAACAUUUUAAUUUGGAGAAUUUCUUGUUAACUGAAAUUUUCUUAAUAGUAACAUUUCUUGGUUGAGUCUUGUGACUGUGUCAUUCUAUUUAUGCUGGACAAUAAAUUUAGCAUAGUUUGAUUACUAGUUUGUAGACUACCGAUUAUAGGAUUGAGGAGGGUAUAAUCGUGUCUGUUGACCUCUUUUGCUACAUUGGAUGCUCUCUUCCACAUUCUAUGUGCCACUACUUCCGUUUGAGUGGAUUAUCUCCUACUUUCUUCUGUGCUUAAAACCCAAGACUAGUUUCUUUGGAAAAUCUCCUUUGCAGCCAACUGAUUUUUUUCCAGCACUUGUUGAGUGCCACCAGCUACUUAUCAUUGUACCAUGAAGACUAGGGGGGAGGCCCAGGGACAAGCCUUGGUUGAUUUCCUAGGGAAAAACUUGGAUUAAAGUUGCCCACAAUUAUUUUUGUCGAGGGUUUGCAGUUUGCAGGAGAAAGGUGGAUGAAUUGGUUGAUUUUGAAAGUGUUCAGUCGCUAGAUUUGCAGAAAAUAAUGUCUAGAUUUCUCAGGAUGGUAACUGUUUUGUUCUGCUGCCUUGGUCUUUGGAAGGAAAAUGAAAAAGAAAGAAAGGGAAAGGAAAUUGAGAAGGAAAACUGUUUUCAGUUGUAUUCUCUCUCCUUAAGAAAAUUUUAUAUUAACAUUUUUUUUUAAGAAAUGAUAAGAAAUCAUGAAAAAGAGGAGAAUAUAUCUAUUCCUAAAAUUUAUCACAGAUUUUCACCAUAUUUGUUUUUCCUAUUUUCCAUGUUUUCUUUUUUCCUUUUCUUUCUCAAAUCCAUGAACCAAAUAGAGCAUUAAGGUUUUCAAGGGUGGAACUAGAAGCCAAAGAGUAGGGGAAAGGAUUGGGAUUGAUCUGCGCUCAAUUGGAUAGGUUAUGGGGUACUUAAAUAUGAGUUUUUUCGGUAUGAGUAACUAGUGAGAAAUUGAAUUCACAAAAAUUUUAGUAGGAUUUUAAGGCUCAAGAAUAGGGAAUUAAGAAACUUUGACUAAUUAGAAGAUUUUAGACCUAAUAAAGACCACAGCUCAAUACAUAAUAUGACCCGGUACAUCCAUCCAUAUUAUAGUCCAUGACUCCAUGUUUAACAAAUCUGAAAACUACUAAAUACCCUUGAUUAAACUCAAUAAAAAUAGAUAAAGCUGUCCAGCAGAAUAUUAACUAAUACAAAACAUAAAUAAAGACUGAAAUCAACAAAGAGACCACAAAUCAAUACAUAAUACGACCCAGUACAUCCAUCCGUACUAUAUAGUCCAUGACUCCAUGUUUAACAAAUCUGAAAACUACUAAAUACCCUUGAUUAAACUCAAUAAAAAUAGAUAAAUUUGUCCAGCAGAAUAUUGACUAAUACAAAAUAUAAAUAAAGACUGAAAUCAACCCUAACCUUGAUUACACAGCAACUGAGUAGGCUGUGUUAAAUUCCUGAUUUGUCUUGUUGUCUUGGUUGGCAUCAAUAAUAGAAACUUUGGCAUUAUUUUUCUGUGACACAUGAGGCUUGAACUCUUGUCCACAUACUCCCACAAUUCAUUUCCUUUGAACUUUCCUUUGUGGCCUCUACCUUACAACAGUAGAGGGAGAAAGAAAGAUGCAAGAAUGAGAAUCUGGACUUAUGUUGUAUCUUGGAACAUUAUGUUUAUCCGCAAUGGUUUUUUUGGCAAGCAUCAUGUUUGUCCACAUGCUAAGCCACUGUAUCAAACUUCACUUGAAUAUUAUCAGAUUUGGCUUACUCCUCUGGAUUCCGGUAUGUGGCAUCUGGUCCAAUGGUCAGGUCCUCAUACAAGGCAGGUGAAUUCUACAUCAAAUCCAUGAUAGAAUCAGAUCGUGCCAUAUCCUCUUGAUCGAGUCAUGUCUCUUGACUGACCACCAUUUGUUUUUCUCGAUCUCACAAAAUUCAACGAUAUUCCGUUGUUAUUUUUGGGAAUGAGUAGACAAGCUCAAUCAGUGAGCUUUUGGAAGGUAGCAUUCUAGAGUCAAUUUAGUCUUGUGUCUCCUUGGUGUUGGAUGAGCUUGCGCUUCCGGAGAUUACCAAUAUUGUUGGUUAGUCAUAAUUCAUUCACUUGUAUAUUCAAAUUAAUUGUAGUUAUCAAAUUCUAUCACGUUUCCUUUGUUCAAAUCGCUGGUCUUUAUUUGGUUAAUAAUGGCAAUAGGCGAUAACAAUCCUUCCUUUCUAUUCUCAA